Odocoileus virginianus texanus is the source of this 1191-nucleotide messenger RNA. Lineage: Eukaryota; Metazoa; Chordata; Mammalia; Artiodactyla; Cervidae. The record is from RefSeq and is a predicted model, not a curated record.
UGGGUCUGCAGCUCGUGCAAGGCAGUAUGCGUGCUGAGCUGACCCAUCCCCGAAGCCCAGCUGGACUCCGAAGAGGGUGGGCAGGACCUUUAUCCCCAGCCCAGCCCACAGGACCCUUCCCUUCCUGAGGCAGACUGCAGCAAGCACCCUGGCUGAUCCCCUGCGCCCCUACAGCUCCACACAUCCCCAAACCCACCUCCUGUUGGCUGGGAUUGGCCUGACCUCUGCUCUGGCCAAGGCCACGACCAUCCUUCGGCCCCCACGAGAAUUCUCUCAGCUGCCCCACACUUCCUUGUCCCUUCUGAGAACCAGGCCUAUUUGACUACAUGGGCUGCGAGGCUGCUGCCUGGACUGCCGGCCUCUUCUGCCCCAAAACCAUGUCCGUAGCUCUCCUGUGGCUGGGCUUCACCCUCCUGGGGACCCUGCACACCCAGGCCCAGAGUUCCACCCCCAGACUGCUGCGGGCCCCAGCUCUGUCCAAGAUUCCGCUGCAGCCCAACUUCCAGGCUGACCAGUUCCAGGGGAAGUGGUACGUCAUAGGCGUGGCGGGGAAUGCAAUUAAGAAGGAAGAGCAAGACCAGUUUAAGAUGUACACCUCAAACUACGAGCUGAAGGAAGACGGCAGCUACAACGUCACCUCCACCCUAUUAAGGGACGAGGGCUGUGACUACUGGAUCAGAACUUUUGUCCCAAGCUCCCGGCCCGGCCAGUUCACCCUUGGCAAUAUUAAGAGCUACCCUGGGAUAAGGAGCUACACCGUGCGGGUGGUGAACACCGACUACAACCAGUUUGCCAUAGUGUUCUUCAAGAAGGUUCAAAAGAAACAGGGGUACUUCAAGACCACCCUUUACGGGAGGACCAAGGAGCUGAGCCCUGAAUUGAAGGAGAACUUCAUCAACUUCGCCAAGUCCCUGCGCCUCACUGAUGACCACAUUGUCUUCACCGUCCCGAUCGACCGGUGCAUCGAUGACCAGUGAACCUGCAGUGCCUCCCGUCUCUCUUUGCUCCCACCCGCCUCAUGCCAGCCUUUGCCUGACCCAGCGCCCAGUUAACCCCCCCACCAGCCUGGACACCAGUGACAGGAGAGAGCCCAGAGGCCCUUCUCCGGGUCUGCCCCCCAGCAGCUCCUUGGGCUGCAGCCCGGAAGAUGCAGCCCCGCCUUGCCUGCUAAAUAAACACAUGCCCCGCCCC